This is a messenger RNA of Lactuca virosa, 1445 nucleotides long. Lineage: Eukaryota; Viridiplantae; Streptophyta; Magnoliopsida; Asterales; Asteraceae. The record is from the annotation of a GenBank genome assembly.
UACACGGAAUUAUAGGGAAAAUCGAUGUUGAAAAUUGGUUUAAUUUAGUCGAGAUUUGUUCAACCAUUCCUAGAUUUCAAUCAAACCACUCUCUUCGCCGACGGCCGGCCGUCCUUUCCUCCGUCUACAACCCAAAUUCAAUUCCCAGUGAACAUACACGCAUGAGUACAGAUACAGGAAGGAAUCUUUAAGGCUUAGACAGCAAACAGUAUCUGAAUUCGCGAUUGGUUUUUGUUGCUGUUGAAAUUUAGGGUUUUUCUAGAUUCGCUGUGCUGCUGAAGAAUUAUGGAGAGGGUUUUCAGUAAAGUUCGGAAUUUGGAUGCAUACCCUAAAAUUAAUGAGGAUUUUUACAGCCGUACGCUCUCCGGCGGCGUUAUUACCGUCGUCUCUUCCAUCGCUAUGUUCCUUCUUUUCUUCUCUGAACUCGGGCUAUAUCUGCACACUACCACUGAAACAAAGCUUGUAGUUGAUACUUCAAGAGGAGAAAAACUACAUAUUAAUUUUGAUAUCACAUUUCCAGCUGUUUCAUGUACACUACUCAGCCUUGAUGCCAUGGAUAUCAGUGGAGAACAACAUCUUGACAUUAGACAUGAUAUAAUAAAGAAAAGAAUCGACUCUAAUGGAAAUGUUAUUGAAGAGAGAAAAGAAGGAAUUGGUGGCCCUCAGAUUGAGAAGCCUUUGCAAAGACAUGGUGGGAGGCUUGAGCAUAAUGAAACUUAUUGUGGUUCAUGCUUUGGUGCAGAAGCGACAGAUGAUGAAUGUUGUAAUUCAUGUGAAGAAGUUCGUGAAGCAUAUAGAAGAAAAGGUUGGGGUAUGACAAAUCCUGAUUUGAUUGAUCAGUGUAAAAGGGAAGGAUUUGCUCAAAAAAUUAAAGAUGAAGAAGGUGAAGGAUGCAAUAUUUAUGGAUCUUUGGAAGUUAACAAAGUGGCUGGAAAUUUUCAUUUCAUAAAAAGUUUUCAUCAAUCAAGUAUUCAUAUCCCUGAUUUGUUGGCUUUUCAAGAGGACAGUUAUAAUAUAAGUCACAAGAUAAAUAAAUUAGCUUUUGGAAGCUAUUAUCCUGGGAUUGUAAAUCCUCUUGAUGGGGUGCAUUGGUUUCAAGUAUCUCCAAAUGGAAUGUAUCAGUACUUUAUAAAGGUGGUACCAACGAUUUACACGAACAUUAGAGGCUACACUAUUCAAUCAAAUCAGUUUUCUGUUACUGAACACUACAAGACCCCAGAAGUUGGCAGAAGGUCUCUCCCUGGUGUUUUCUUCUUCUAUGACCUUUCUCCAAUUAAGGUGACAUUUACAGAAACACAUAUCUCCUUCUUACAUUUCAUGACAAAUGUGUGUGCCAUUGUUGGAGGAAUCUUUACAGUUGCAGGGAUUGUGGAUUCGUUUGUUUACCAUGGUCAUAAGGCUUUAAGGAAGAAGAUGGAAAUUGGAAAGUUGGGCUAAUUUUUUUU